Messenger RNA from Lotus japonicus, 1276 nucleotides. Its product is annotated as RPM1-interacting protein 4. The transcript is spliced from 4 exons. NCBI's taxonomy places the organism in Eukaryota, Viridiplantae, Streptophyta, Magnoliopsida, Fabales, Fabaceae. The coding region runs from base 173 to 925 and encodes 250 amino acids. The record is from RefSeq and is a predicted model, not a curated record.
AAAGCUCUUCCUCUCUCUUUCUCUCUCUCUGCUGGGUCUUUGAAUUCUGUGGAGGAGCUUCUUGGGUUCUCUGAGUUUCUACCUCAACUGGGUCCGAUCCAAAAAAGCUAAAAUCUUUUUUGGAAAAAUUCUCUUUUCAUUUUCUGGGUGUUUUCCAAAAGCUCAGAACGAAAUGGCACAACGUUCUCAUGUACCAAAGUUUGGCAAUUGGGAUGGUGAAGAUAAUGUUCCUUAUACAGCAUAUUUUGACAAGGCCCGGAAAGAUCGAACUGGAACAAAGAUGAUAAACCCAAAUGACCCUGAGGAAAAUUCAGAUUUAGUUCUUGAUAAUAACCUCCCUCCUUCCAAAUCCAAACCCGGAGUGGAUUCAGAGGAUCCAUCUGGAAAGGGAUCAGCGCGAUCAACAUAUGAGUCUCAUAGGAGCAUGGAAGAUGGUGAUCCAAAACAAUUCGUUGACUCUCCCGCUCGUCAGGCCAAUGAUUCCGCACCUCGCUAUGGAGGCCAGGGAGUAGGUUCUGCUGAUAACCGUAAAAGACCUUCGAGACAAAGUACUGGGUCUGAGUACAGCAUUGAGCGUUCACCCCUUCAUCGCCAAGCUAAAACCCCUGGCAGGGACAGCCCCUCAUGGGAAGGAAAGAGUUCCUACGACAGCAACCAUGGUACACCCGGAAGAUCCCGGUUAAGACCAGUUAAUCGAGGGGAUGAAACACCUGAGAAAGGUGCUGCUGUUCCGAAGUUUGGUGAGUGGGACGUGAGUAACCCUGCAUCAGCUGAUGGCUUCACUCAUAUUUUCAACAAAGUGAGGGAGGAGAGACAAGGCGGGGCUGGAAAUGCGCUGGGCACACCUGAGAGACCCCAUGUCAUCAGGAGCCAACCUAGUAAUGAUAAAGUCCAGUGUUGCUGCUUUGGGUUUAGCAAGAAAUGAUCUCUUGGAAAUUUGAAUUGCAUUGUGAACUGAAAAAUGAGGUAAAAAUAGUGUUGUGAAUGGUAAUCACGUGUGUAGCACUUGUAAAUAUCCAUGAGGGAAGACAUCAUUGAAGUGCAUUUGUUGUAACUACGUUAUUUCGCCUUUAAUCUUUCUUUUGAAUGUUCAGCAAAGACAUUUUGCAUGCAAGACUGAAUUUUCUUUCUUGUUAUCUUUUUCUUUUUCUGGCCUCUUGUUGUGUCUGUUAUGCUUUUACGAUUCAAAUUAACUGUAUUUAUAUAAAGAGAGAUUGGUUAUAUAAUUCUUUUCCAAUGAGUUGAUGGGUUGUGGAUCAAGUUCUAUUGUGUUCAA